ACCAAUCACAGUGUCCGAUUUUUAACGGAAAAUACGGAAAUUGAGAUUUGAUUUGACGAUUUGAGGUUCAAGAUGUUCAAGACUGCAAGGCGGAAAAAGAAGGGUUUGUGAGUUUGUCUUUCCCAAAGCCUAUUCUCCUCGCCUGCGGACAAAGAUGGCAGACACCGUCCAAGUGGCGGUACGGAUCCGCCCGCUAAAUCAAUCCGAGACCGAGCGUACUUCGGGCUCCUGUCUAGAAACAGCAGUCGAUACACCUCAGAUAUGCGUGCCGCCUAAUUUAAAAUUUACUUACAACCAUGUUUUUGACCCAUCAAAGACUCAGGAAGAAGUUUACAACACAGCAGUCAAAAAUUUGAUAAUAAAGCUGUUUAAAGGUUACAAUGUAACUAUAUUAGCAUAUGGACAGACCGGUUCGGGCAAGACCUAUUCUAUGGGCACAGCUUAUUCUGGUGAGAGCGGAACCAAAGGAAUCAUCCCGAGGUCCAUCGAUGACAUUUUUUACUACGUUGAAGAGAAAGCAGAAGACUGGAACUUCAACAUCACAGUGUCUUUCGUAGAGCUGUAUAAAGAGCAAGUCUAUGAUUUGCUGUCAACCAAACCAAGGGAGCAAACAGUUGUGGAGGUUCGAGAGGAUAGCAAAGGCGUCUUCUUGUCAGGCUUGACAGAGAAGCCAGUCAACUCGAAGCUAGAAACACUGUCGUGCUUAGAGAGUGGAUCAGCUAACAGAGCAACCGGAGCUACAGCUAUGAACGCUACUAGUUCUCGCUCACACGCCAUAUUUAGUAUUAUAAUCAAGCAAGAAAGCAAAAGUGAAAAAAAAGAGAGGAUGACCGCUAAGUUUCACCUUGUCGACCUUGCUGGAUCAGAAAGGGUGAAGAAAACAGAAGCGAUUGGAGAUCGCUUCCUUGAAGGGACCAACAUCAACAAAGGUCUUCUUGCUCUUGGUAAUGUAAUUUCAGCCUUAGGUGAAGGAAUAAGCUCCUAUAUCAACUACAGAGAUUCGAAACUCACUCGAAUUCUGCAAGAUUCUUUGGGUGGAAAUUCAGUAACGAUGAUGAUUGCGUGUGUAAGCCCAGCUGCCUUCAACAAAGAUGAGACUAUAAGCACUCUACGCUAUGCUGAUCGUGCCAGACGCAUCAAAAAUAAGCCGAUCAUUAAUACUGACCCUACAGUUGCUGAAAUCGGUAGCUUGAAAAAAGAGAUACAACAGUUGCGUCACGAGCUCAUUCAAGCCAAAGCUUUGAACGGCUCUUCCUGCCCGCCUGAGCAUUCCAAUCUGAGGUCAGACAUGAAAAUCCUCAUUGAAAAGAAUAAAAUCCUGGCAGAGGCUUUAAAUGACGCCAUUCUACAGAGCACUAAUCUAUUCGAAAGAGCUCAAAUGGCUGAGGCAGCUCGUGACCGAAUCAGGGACAAAAUCAGCAGUGUACAUAAUGCUUGGCAACAGGUGGAAGACAUUGUUGGUUCAUUGGGCGAGGAGCAGAAGAUAGCUUUCCUCAACUUUAAGCAAACCCUCGGGGAACUUCAGGUAAAUCAACCUUAUUUAUUUUUUGCAAUAUUAAGGAAGAUGCAGAAAAGUCGUUUAUCUUGCGAAGCAGAGUUUUUGUCUGUUUAA
Molecule: messenger RNA, 1612 nt
Organism: Bemisia tabaci
Lineage: Eukaryota; Metazoa; Arthropoda; Insecta; Hemiptera; Aleyrodidae
Source: RefSeq, a predicted model, not a curated record